AUGACUGAAGCUAUCGCACCUGUCGUCCCUUCCCUCGAUGAAAAGCUCCCGGAGUUGUUUGUUGAGGAUGCUACCAAGGAUCCCGCCCUUAUGGGACCUCCUAGUUAUACUCCUAAGGAAGAGAGUAAAGUCAGACUCAAAAUGGAUUUGAUCCUUUUGCCUGUGUUAUGUCUGAUGAAUUUAUGCUCGUUUUUGGACAAGGCAAACACUGCGGGUUUGUCCAAGUCACUCCACCUCACCACGGCUCAAUACAACUUACUAUUGACUAUCUUCUACGUCGUAUACACCAUCAUGCAAUGGGAAUUCAUGCUUCUCAAAUACUUCCCUCCCAAAUACUUCUUAACUUUCAUCGUCACCUUCUGGGGUUUGACUUCAUGUCUUCAAGGUAUCACCACUUCUUACGGUGGUUUAAUGGCAUGUCGUGUGGUUAUUGCAGCUUUGGAAGCUGGUGGUGGUCCGGCUAUUGCCUUUUACUUUACGAUGAUUUACCCUCGGAAAGAUUUCGGUUUCCGUUGGGCUGUUUUCCAAGCGACUUCAUGUAUCGCCAAUGCUUUCGCAGGAGCAAUGGCAUAUGGUCUGGUACAAGCUAAAACCUCUCUCGAACCUUGGAAACUAGUCUACAUCGUAGAAUCUGCCCCAACUUUCCUUUCAGCUAUUCUACUAUUCAUCUUUUUACCUUCCGCACCUGAUAAAUGUAUUUUCCUCAACAAAAGAGAGAAUGAAAUUGCCAGAGAACGUAUAGAGAGGGAUAUCAGGAUCGACGAACAUAAAGGUUUUCGUUGGCCUCAUUUUAAAAAAGCAGUUGUGGAUCCUUGGGUUUGGUGGAUCGCCCUUAUACAUUUCUUCGGUGGAGCAGCUUUCAAUUCAUGUUUUAUUCCCGAUGUCACACAUAGGAAAAGGGAAGGAAAACUAGGAGUCUUCCUCACUGCCAUCAUUAAAGAAAUGGGUUAUACAUCUAUCAACGCUCAAGGUCUUUCAGCUCCACCUUAUAUCCUCGCUUUCAUCUUAGCAGUAACAACAGCAUAUUAUUCUGAUAAACUUUCCAUUAGAGGUUAUUUCAUAGCUAUCGCCAAUUUGAUAGGUGCGGUAGGAUACAUUGUGAUAGCUUUCGCUGGACCUACCGGAGCGAGAUAUUUCGCUACUUACAUUACUGUUAUUGGUGUUUAUGUUGGACAACCUUUGAUGUUUUCAUGGUGCGCAGCAAACGCUUCUUCCGAUUCUAAACGUGCAGUCUCUUUAGUCAUCUUCCUCAUGACAGGUCAAUGCGGUUCAAUCUUAGGUUCGAACGUAUACAACGAUCCACCACGUUAUCAUAAAGGUAAUGGAGUUUGUGCAGGUGGUUUAUUCGCAGAUUGUGUACUCUGUAUAACAGGUGUGAUUUAUUUAAAAUGGAGGAAUCAUAAAAAAGAUUUAAAAUAUGGUAAACCUGAUCCGGACGCUCAAAUCAUUCCUACGGAAGAUGGGACUGAUCAUCCUGCUUUCCGAUAUGUUCUUUAG
Molecule: messenger RNA, 1497 nt
Organism: Tremella mesenterica DSM 1558
Lineage: Eukaryota; Fungi; Basidiomycota; Tremellomycetes; Tremellales; Tremellaceae
Exons: 13
Coding region: 1-1497 (498 amino acids)
Biological process (GO): transmembrane transport
Cellular component (GO): membrane
Molecular function (GO): transmembrane transporter activity
Source: RefSeq, a predicted model, not a curated record